CUCACAGCUGUUGCCCCACAUUCUGCUGCCCGCUCCUGAACAAGUCUCCUCUGAGUUUGUGAAGAUGCCUGGGCUCCUGAGAGCUGUCCUCUGCAUAACUGAGGCAUUCCACAAAUAUGCCAGAGAGGAUGAGGACAAGGCACUGCUGACCUGCAGAGAGUUGAAACAGCUCCUUGAGGGCGAGAUUGGGGACUUUCUUCAGCCACAUGUCAUUCAUGCUGUGGAGAGACACCUGAAUCUUCUGGAGAUUGACAAUGAUAUCACCAUCAGUUUUGAUGAAUUUGUUCUUGCAAUCUUCAGCUUAUUGAACCUCUGUUAUCUUGACAUACAGUCAUUACUAAAGUCAGAACCAAGAGAGGAACCUAAGUCAGAAAGGGGGAAGUCAAAUGACGUGGAUCUUCAGGAAAUCACAAGCAAUGAUCAGCAAACGGUGGGAACCCUACUAACACAAGAAGAGGUGUUGCUUCCUCCUGGAACCACAUCAUCAUUCCAGCUCAGCCAAGAAGCAAGUAAAGUGGCUGGGAACAAUGAAGCGAACCCAAGGAAAGGCAUCAAGACUCACAGCCUGCCGAAAGAAGCACCUGAGCCUUGUGGCCCUAAGAAGCGAUACCUGGAAAGAGAUGAACAGAGCCAAGAGGUGGCCCAAGAUGUAACAGCAGUGGAAGACAAAAGAACCCAAAUGAAGACAAAUAAACCAUUAGCAGGGUCAAAACAGACUAGCAGCCCUACAGAGCCAAUCCCCAGAGCUAAACAAGUCAGGAGGCAAAAUGGUGGUAAGAUCAGUGACAGAUUUGAAGAACAGGAAGAGAACUUAAAGCGACAAGAAACAACACAGAGACCUCCAGAGCAGGUCUUCACUGCACCAGAAAAGAGCAUUAAAAACCACUCUAAAACACUAGAACCACCCCUGCAAGGUGAAGAUGAACCCAGGCCAGAGCGCACUGACCUAGUAGAACAAGCUGCUACCAGAAAACCAUCUCAGACACAGAACUCAGCGAAUCCUGCGGAUGACAGAUCGUCAGAGACUCCAGAACCAGGAAAGGACAUUGACAGGACAUCGCCUGAGACUAAGGACAGAGAUGAACCUGAGGAUUGUGGCAAGACAUCUGAGACUCAGAAAUCACCAGCACAAGAAAGAGAACAUGAAAUAACAGACCUACCAGUCCAAGGUGGUAACAAAGAUAUUUCAGAAACAUCUGCUUUUAGAGCUGAAAGGAAAGAAAGUAAAGUCCUUGCAGCCCAUGGACUAGCACAGCAGAAAGAAGGUGAGAAAAACACUCAGCCUCCAGUCCUGGAAGCCCAAACACAGGAUGGGAAGCAUCAGGAACGCCAAAGAUCAUCAAAAGUAAAGGAUGCAAAAAGAGAUCCUGAGACAUCAGAUCUAAGCACAGAAGAAAAAAAUCAGAAUUGCCCUGAAACUGGAGAUGCUUCAACCCCACGAGAAGAGGUAGAACACACAGAGGAGGAUAGAGCACCAGCAUUUGUGAACAGCAAAAAUGCCCCUGCUGCCAAAAGGACACCAGGAGCAAGAGAAAGAAUCCAACGAUCAGCCCCACUUGAGAGGCAGUCUGAAGGAAAAACAAGCAGGGCCACUGAGCCUUGUGACACGGCAGUUGGAGAGGAAGAUGGCUACCAGGGGGAGGAUCCUGAGGCCCCCACUGCACUGUGUAGCAGACAGUCUUGUGAAACUCCCAAGCGUCUGGUUCCAGAAGAAGGUGACAGCAGCUCAGAAACAGGUAAACUACAUGUGCAAGGGGAUUCCAGGAGGCAGGCACACCCACACAAAGGGUCUGUGCAAGGAAGUCACCAGAAUAACCCAGAGCUCUGGAAGCUUGGGGCGCCAGGUGAGAACACCAGGGCACAGGAAGCAGUGGUAGUGGUAGUCAGAGAAGAAGAUGCAUACCUCCCAGAGGAACAGGAAGAGCCUGCCAGAGUAGACCAUAGCACAGGGACCAAAAGUCCAGAUGCAGCUGUGGAGCCCAGGGGAUCCCUAGAGUUACGGAAGUCCACAACAGAAGGUAAAAGCAGGAAGUCCCUGGAGGCAGAAGUCCCAAGUGGCCUGGACACCAACUUCACUGUCACACAGCUCCCCAAAAAGGCAGGCAGCAGAAAAGAUCUAAAGAUCCAGGGCUCAAUGACUGAAGAAGAGGCUGAAGCACCAGAGACACAAGGAAUACUCUUUAAAAGGCCACAUGAGGACAUCUCACCCUUCUACAAGACUCACAUUGAAGCAGAGAAACUGGCAACAUUGGAAGAAAAGAAUGAAAGUCCCUUCACGCCAGCAGAAGAAAGUGAGGACCAACAGAGUGAGAGAAUGAUUUUCAAAGCAUACUCUUCAGUUCCUCUGCCAAGAAUUGAAGAAAGGCUGCAGAGAGACCCAAAGCCCUGUUCUGUGCAGAGGAAUGUGAUCCAAUCCAGCACACUAUACCAGAGCCUGCAAGAGGAGCUAGAACACGCUAGGAGUGGUGGCUCACGCCUGUGAUCCCAGCACCUCAGGAGGCU
Messenger RNA from Octodon degus (degu), 2502 nucleotides. RefSeq names its product trichohyalin like 1 (gene Tchhl1). Bases 65 to 2482 code for a protein of 805 amino acids. The record is from RefSeq and is a predicted model, not a curated record. The transcript is spliced from 3 exons. Lineage: Eukaryota; Metazoa; Chordata; Mammalia; Rodentia; Octodontidae. Gene Ontology annotation, molecular function: transition metal ion binding.